AUGAAUCCUGAAUUAAUGCCUAAUGUAUGGAUUAAUACUACGCAAAAACGUAGACAAGUAGAAAAAAAAAGAAGAGAGAUUGAAAAAGAAUGUAGGGGUGGUCGAUUUUGGCGUCCAUUUACGUUUUAUUUUUGUGGAUUUGGCGGAGAAUUUGUAAAAGGGUUAUUUAGAAAUGAGUUAUUUGAGAAGGAAAAUAUGAAAAAGAAUGGAAAUACUUGGUGGAAUAGGUAUGAAGGACAAGAUAUUGUUUUAUUAGAAAAUUUUCAUAAGAAAGUUGGAUGGGAUAAUAUUGUAAAUAUAUUGAAUAAUACUGAGUAUAGUGUUGAAAUGAGAUACGGUAAAUUUGAAUAUUUUCUUGCAAAAUAUAUAUUUAUUACUGAUAUAAAAUUACCUCAAGAAACAUAUAAUUUUAAUGAUAAAGGUUGGGAGAAUUGGAGUCAAUUCGAAAGACGUCUUGAUUAUAUUAUUGAAUUUAAAGAUAAUAAGUUUAUAUUUCAUAAGGGUGAUAAGGAAAAAUUUUUAAAUAUGAAGGAAAGAUGUUUACAAAAAAUAUUGAUGAUGUUUAAGAAAUAUACGAAUAUAGAAAAAUUUCAAAAAAAAAAUCCUUUUUUUACUGUUUAUAUUUACGGUCCUCCUGGAAUUGGAAAGACCAAUUUUGUGGAAAAGGUAUUUGAAAGAUGUCAUAAAAAAUCUGAUAAAGGAAGAAAUGGUUCGAAUUGGUGGAAUGGAUAUAAAAAUCAAAAGAUUGUUUUGUUAGAAGAAAUAGAAACAAAGAUUGAUUGGAAUGAUUUAGUUAAUUUAUUGGAAGGAGAUAAGCAUGAGAUUAUUGAAAAGUUUGGAAUUUUUAAACCAUUUGUUGCAAAGUAUAUUUUUAUGACAAGUGUAAAAUCUUUAAAUGAAUCAUUAGAAUUUAAUGAUUUAUUUCAUAACUUGUAUCAAUUGAUCGAUUAUAUUAUUGAGUUUGAUAAUCAAGGAAAAGUUAAAGUUCAUAAAGGUGAUAAAGAAAAAUUUUUUAAUAUGGAAUGGGAUGUAGAAUGUAAUAAUAAUAGUUUUUCAAGAGAAAACAAAGAUUUUUUAAAAA
Messenger RNA from Scutellospora calospora, 1081 nucleotides. Lineage: Eukaryota; Fungi; Glomeromycota; Glomeromycetes; Diversisporales; Gigasporaceae. The record is from the annotation of a GenBank genome assembly.